Molecule: messenger RNA, 4227 nt
Organism: Haemonchus placei
Lineage: Eukaryota; Metazoa; Nematoda; Chromadorea; Rhabditida; Trichostrongylidae
Source: the annotation of a GenBank genome assembly
AUGACAACGAUAUUUGGAUUAUGGACGUGGUGGUCAACGUUGAUUCUGUUGCUAUUGCGGUUUACUAGCGGUGAGGAGGAAGCAGAGCCAUUGAAUAUCACUUCUGUUACGGAGGAGACAGUAUCGACAACCACACCUUCUGGACCGGCAUCCGCCGAUAGGCUGGGAGUUCCCCGAUGUGAGUCCAACUAUGACUGUGUACACAACGGAUUGUGUCGGAAAGAUGCCGAUGGUUACGGUAGAUGUUUGUGUCCAAGAAGCUGUCCACCAUAUAUCCCAAUGGAUUGUAUGAAGCAGGGGUCUUCGUCAUACUAUCGUCUACGACAGCGGUAUCGUCACGAAUUGCCAUGUGGUGUAAUGGACUCGAGUUACAAGAAGAAGUACGAUCUUCCCAGUCCGCAAUGCCAUCAGGGUCGUUGCUCAUGUCCUCCAAUGUUUGAUAAUUGGAAAACAAGUGACUCGCCGGUGUUGAAUCUGCUCCCGACAAAGUGUGAUCGGCGUGAGCUGGCUGUUUUGGGCAUUGCAUACCCAUCGGAUGCAGUGUACAAGGGCACUGAUGUAACACUCUACUGUUGCGUGAAUAUGGAUCCUCAGGGAUUAAUUGAUGUCGCAGGGGUAUUGUUUGUGCAGAAUACAACAGUUGUACGUGAACCGACGAAUCAUCCAUUCCAUCAUAUGACGGAGUUCGAAAAGAUGAACACGCCAUAUUGCUGGGAACUGGAUAUUCGUAACGUACAACUCUCGGAUAGCGGUUCUUAUAUGUGCCAUGUAAAUGCAAAUCAGCAGCCAUCUGUGAAUUACACUAUCGAGUUUCAAGUUAAGGCUCCACGAACUAUCCAAAAUUUGACCAUUGUCACGAACGAUGUAUCCGCGAAUGUAAGCUGGGAUGUUCAGCAAGGACCACAGUUGAAAAUCGGGUUGAGGUUGGUUCGGCGAACGGGCUUGAAUGGUCAGGAAGUGUUUUCACAAACGAAUGCGAUAUCACCAGUCACAAUUGGAAACCUUCGCGCAGCGACGCCAUAUAAGUUGUAUGUGACUGUGAAUGAUAGCCAAACGGACCCUUUCGAAAUUACUGAGCUCUUCAACACAGCUGAGAGUAAACCACAUCCACCAAAGUAUGAAGAUGUCCGCGUCCUUAAUUCGGGAUCGUCUCUGAUCUGUGAGGUGGAAUGGAGAGCACCAGCUCUGACAAACGGGCGAAUUAGCAGAUACUACGUAAGAGUCCAAGGAGCUGUUCGUCGUAUGCGUCCUGGUGGUGCAAUUGUUGCUGACGAUUUUCCACCGCCAACUGAUGAAGAGAAGUGUGCGAAUUGGGAUCAACGUGAGGAUGCUUCACAUGGAAUAAAUCCUAUUGAGUUCACUACGGAAUUCCUGUCCUGUAAAUAUGGACCUCUUAAGCCUAAUCGUAACUACACGAUCACUGUUUGGGCCGAGAACUCAGCAGGUCGUUCGUCACCUCUGGUUUUUCCGAAGCAUUGCAUAACCAACUACGCUCAGCCAGAUGUGGUUGAAAAGCCAGUAACUUCUACAAAUGCCAAUCAUACUUCAUUCAAUUUGGCUUUCAAAUCGAAACCCGAUGAUACCAAUGGACCAAUAAGUUGUUAUUAUAUUGGUAUCGUCCCAUUGCUAAGGAAUGUGUCGUUAGAGACGCUCCCGCCACCUCAAGAAAUUGUGAUGGAUACGGUGUCCAAGGCGUUCAGCAACAAUCUUAACGUUUUGGCAGCUGAAAAGAAGAGAUUCUUCGCUUACAUAGCGGAGAGUUAUACCGAUUAUCCCAUGGAUACUGUCAUCGGGGACGGGCGUGGUGUAUCUGGAAUGAAGCCGUGCAGCGUUCUGUACUUGAGUCGGUACAAAGCCGAAGAUGUGGUUUUGCGGCCUGGUCUGAAAUACACAGGGUUUCUCAUCGUUAGAGUUGACAAAGACGACAGGGACGAAAAUCAGGGAGGGGCGCAUUAUAGCAGAAUUUUGGAUCCCAUGAGACCGCGUGCUUACCGUCAGCUUCAUCUGAGCGGCCCGGCUUAUGGUUUCAGUGGUUACUUCAAACCCGUUUUCCUUGAGCCUGAAGACGAAAGAAGCUCGAUUGGAGCAUUUUUCACCGUGUUGGUGCCUCUUUUGGCGUUCCUCACGAUGGCCGCUGUAAUGGGAUUGUUUGUUUUACACAAACGAGGCGAGGUCGCACAAUGGUGUCAUUGGCUGUGGAUGUCAAAAGAGUCAUCCCUGGGCGCUGAAAGAACACUUCUUCGUCCAUCAACCUAUCAUGCAAUAGCCGUCGACGAUUUGCCUUCUGAAUAUCUUAUGAGACACCGAGACUCAGAUUUUCUUUUCGCUCAAGAGUAUGAGGCUCUCCCUCAUUACAAGCUCGAUGCUGUUGCCAGUGCUCGGAAGGAAAAUGCAUGCAAGAAUAGGUAUGUGAAUGAUCUUAAUGAGGUUCGAUGGUCUUUCUUUAAUAGCAUCCUUCAGUUUUCUUGCAGAUAUAAUGAUAUACGUGCAUUUGAUGCGACUCGUGUUAAGUUGCGCGUGAUAAACGAUGACGAAAACUCCGAUUAUAUCAACGCCAACAUGAUAAGGGGUUGGAAUGGUCGCAAGCUUUUCAUCGCCGCACAAGCACCACUUGACACAACUGUAGCUGACUUUUGGCGAAUGAUCUGGGAACAAGACUCAAGGCUGAUUGUUAUGGUUGCCAAUUUGUUCGAAAAGAACCGUCAGCAGUGUACAAAAUAUUGGCCGGAUGAUCAGCCAACAAGAUAUGGCGACCUGCUGAUUUCUCCGCGAGAAGCGUCCUACUUCGCCGAUUACGCGGUUCGAUGUUUCGAUGUAGAGCCGGUGAACGAUCGAUUCAAUAGAAUGUCACCUGGAGCUAAAUCCGACUUGGGCUCCAUCGAUUCCAAUCCUACUUCUGAAUACGCCAAUGUGCCUUCUGUUCGGCAUUUGAAUGGCCACGCAGAAACCUCAUUCGUUGGAUGCGGAACUGCUCGUCGAGUUGUACAGUAUCAUUUCACAAAUUGGAAUGAUUAUAAAGCACCUGAAUGUUCCACUGGCUUGUUACGUUUCCUGCACCGCCUUCGUGCAUUACCAGAGUUCGAAGAUUACCCGGUUGUAAUCCAUUGCAGUUACGGUUGUUUAAGCGCUGGUGUCGGCCGAACAGGAACAUUCAUCGCAAUCGACAGCAUGUUAGACCAAUGUGCUGCUGAAGGCAAAGUGGAUAUUUUUGAUUGUGUAUCCGCUCUACGAAAGCAGCGUAAUCUCAUGGUUCAGUCGCAGGAGCAAUACGUAUUCAUUUAUAAAGCAUUGGCCGAAUGGCAUUUGUUCGGCUAUACGGAUAUGGACGUUGAACAGCUCAUUGAGCAUUAUCAAACGUUGAUUGAUCCAGGAAUGAGGUAUGACGACUGUGGCAUCACUAAACUAGUUGCACGUUCUGAUGCUGCACCAGCGACUGGCAUGGAAGCGGAGUUCCGGAAAUUGGAGCGUAGUCUUGAAACGCCGGCCAAAUGCUCAUUUGCGGCUAAGGAAGAUAAUAUAAUGAAGAACCGCUUUGACUCAGCAGUCCCCUACGAUCGAAACCGAAUAGUUUUACGUGCUUCGAUAGGAUAUGCGGAUACUACCUACAUAAAUGCAAGCUCACUUAAGGGUUAUUUUUACCCAUAUGUUUUGGCUCAAGAUCCUGUAAGCGAACAUACAGUGUUUGAUUUCUGGCGAAUGAUCUCGGAAUUAAAUGUAACUACAUUAGUUAUGUUGUCAAACGAGGAGGAUUGGAGUCCCUCCGAGAAGUACUGGCCUUCCGAAUUGCAUGGUACGGUUGUGUACGAGAGGCCGCCUUAUAAUGUAAGCGUUCAGCUGACAGGCGAAGAACAUUUCCCGUACUACAUUGCCCGAAGGCUUAGCUAUCGGAUGAAGGAAGAUACCGGUACACGAAAUGUAAUGCAAUUUGCGUUCACCGCUUGGCCUUCAUCAAGUGUUGUACCAGCGUCUUCUGAGCCUCUUCUUUCUCUGGUUGGCCGAGUUUUAGAGCGACAAAGUGGAUUGCCUGAUUCAGGCCCUAUUGUAUUGCACUGCAGGAAUGGAUCUUCUGAGACGGGUGUCUAUUGUUGCAUUUCACUACUGUUGGAGCGAUUGAAAGCUGAGCAACGAGUAGACGUUUUUCAAACGGUGAAAGGUCUCCAAAAUCAGAGGCCACUCGUUUUCUCUAAAUUGGUAUGUUUCAGUGUUGUUUGUUUUUGUUCACGUUAG